AUGGUAUUCUCCCUCUUCAAGGAUCUGAUGCUGCGUCAUGGGUGGCGUACGGGAGCCAUAGUGCCUGAGCUGGAUCUGGAGACCAAGGUGGUGAACACAGAGCAGUACGCCCAGAGCCUCACAUGGCUUCAGGCCCUCACAGGCCUGCUGGAACGCAUGCAGGUACACUCCUCUGGGGAAUAGACAUUGGCAUGUUUUCCCUUCUCCCCACAUUAACAUACAUACAAGAUCUCUUUGAAUUCAUUAUUUGAUAAGGAGCUGUAUCUGUACAUCUUAAGUAUGAUUGUCAAGUUUUUCCCAUACAGUAGCUGACUCUUGUCAUGUCCUUUUGUAGAUGCAUCGGGAUUCACAGUCUAGGGAGGUUCUGCAGGAUUGGCUGAAGGAGAGAGAGGAGCUCAGGUUGGUCCCAUGGAGUUAGUGGUACUGAUUGAGUACCUUUUACUCUGGACAGUGAUUAGGAUAUCACAUCUGCAGAGCCUGAAAAUAGCUCACUUUUAUUUUUAUUAUCUCUUCCUCUCUUGUCCCUUUUUAUUACAGACUAAGAACAAAGAACCUCUUCAACCCCCAGUUCGGCAGCAUCUUCCGCACCUGUCACAACCCCACCUACUUCUCCCGCCGCCUGUGUCGCUUCUCAGACGUCUACAUGGCCUCCAUCAGCUGUCUGCUGAACUACGACCUCUCCUACACCUUCUACCCCCGACGCACCCCUCUGCAGCAUGAGGCGCCCCUGUGGAUGGACCAGCUCUGCACUGGCUGCAUGAAGACCCCCUUCCUAGAGGAGAUGGCCCACAUCCGCUGA
Coregonus sp. 'balchen' is the source of this 799-nucleotide messenger RNA. NCBI's taxonomy places the organism in Eukaryota, Metazoa, Chordata, Actinopteri, Salmoniformes, Salmonidae. The record is from the annotation of a GenBank genome assembly.